Messenger RNA from Orcinus orca (killer whale), 763 nucleotides. RefSeq names its product cystatin 8 (gene CST8). The coding region runs from base 266 to 691 and encodes 141 amino acids. Gene Ontology annotation, molecular function: cysteine-type endopeptidase inhibitor activity. The transcript has 4 exons. The record is from RefSeq and is a predicted model, not a curated record. NCBI's taxonomy places the organism in Eukaryota, Metazoa, Chordata, Mammalia, Artiodactyla, Delphinidae.
GCCAGCAGACACCCUGAGCAGGCACAUGGCUGUGAACUGAGCGUGCCAGAGACAAGCGGGCCGCAGGCAGGAGCCACCGAGCUCGGGUCCUGAGGAAGGAGAGAGACCGCCUGCGGCCGGCGGCCAGCUCAGGGCUCGGCUGCAGCGUCGUGGAAAGGAGCUUGGUGCUCAGCAGAGCUAGGAGGGGCCGGGUGCAGAGGCAGCAGGGCCCGGCCAGCCUUGCGAGGACAGGAGGGGCUCGGCCGCGCCCCUGGGCUGAGGUACCAUGGCCAGGCUCCACCCCGGCCUGCUGCUCCUGAUGGCCACGGUGGCCCUCGCGUCCAGAGGUGUCCAGGCCUGGGGUUCAUCGAAGGUGGUGAGGAAAUUCCAAGACGUCCCCGAAUCCUACGUAUACGUGGAGCAGGCACUGUGGUUCGCCAUGAAGGAGUACAACGAGGCCAGCAAGGACGAGUACACCUUCAAGGUGUUGCAGAUUCUGAAGUCCCAGGAGCAGGUCACAGAUAGUUUGGAUUACCUUCUUGAAGUCAAAAUUGCCCGGACAAUGUGCAAGAAAGCUUCAGGGGGAAAUGAACACUGCUUAGUACAACGGGAUCCCAAAAUGCAGAAGAUGUUUCAUUGCACCUUUAUUGUGGCAUCCAAACCCUGGAACUUUGAACUCAAUAUGCUGAAGAAAGAAUGUCAGCCUGUCUAAUGGUCUUCUAGCGCAUUCUGCCGCUCUCAUGAGCAUUUAAAGACGCAAAGACACUCGUAAAACAUUUAAAUA